Molecule: messenger RNA, 1777 nt
Organism: Salvelinus sp. IW2-2015
Lineage: Eukaryota; Metazoa; Chordata; Actinopteri; Salmoniformes; Salmonidae
Product: fatty acid-binding protein, intestinal
Biological process (GO): fatty acid transport
Cellular component (GO): cytosol; nucleus
Molecular function (GO): long-chain fatty acid binding
Source: RefSeq, a predicted model, not a curated record
CAGACAGAUAAUCAGUUAGAUAAAGAAGAGCCAACGCCGGGGGCCUCUAUAAAAAGGGAGGCUAACUGGGCAUUCUCAGUCCCACAGUCCUGCCACAGUAGUACCACUGCCCACGGUAGACAUGGCAUUCAACGGUACCUGGAAAGUUGAACGCAACGAGAACUAUGACAAGUUUAUGGAGCAGAUGGGCAUCAAUGUGAUGAAGAGGAAGUUGGCUGAACAUGACAACCUGAAGGUUAUCAUCGAGCAGACAGGAGACAAGUUCCACAUCAAGGAAUCCAGCACCUUCCGUAACAAAGACAUCGACUUCACCCUGGGCGUACAGUUUGACUACGCCCUGGCCGACGGCACCGAAGUCUCAGGUACUUGGGAGAUGGAUGGAGAUGUGUUGAAGGGUAAAUUCACCAGGAAAGACAACAGUAAGGUGCUGACCACCACUCGGGCCCUGGUGGGAGGAGAGCUAGUACAGAGCUAUAACUACGAUGGGGUGGAUGCCAAGAGGAUUUUCAAGAAGGCUUAAAGGGAUUCAUGACGAAUUUCUAUCUCGCAUCCCAUUAUGUUUUUUCUAACCUUAAGAAUAUGUGGCAAGACUUUAGCUCAGGUGCCAAAUUUAAAGUAUGAGUUAAAAAUUGCAGUGCCUUCACCUCGUUCUCUAUACCCCAUGUACCCCCAAGAAUAGCUCCAAUAGCUCCAACAGUUCACUAUUGGAUGAAGGCCAUAUCACCCUCUGAAGAGCCCUUUAACUGAAGGUUUGGAACAUAGAAUUAAGAAUUAGAAUACUGGAAAGGUCAUGAACAUUCUUAUGACGGUAUAAAGGUUAGCUAUGUUGGUCAGGGAGUUGGUCAACCACGGUUUGCCAGUGCUGUGAUAAGAUAUUGUGUAAAAUAAUGAAUUUUAAGAACGUAUCUGCACUGGUAUGUUCGUUAGCUAUCUAGCCAGCCAAUUUCCGAGGAAUGAUUCCAUCCAUUUUUCAAAUGAACUGCCAAUAUACCAUUGAAACAAUGCAGUCAAUCCACAGCGAUACAGUGGCUGAAAUCAGUUGACGACAGGACUUAGUUAAUGAGGACUUAGUUGUAAAUGCAACAAGUACUGAUAUUGCAUCAUAUAAAAGCACUCACAGUUUUCAAUGAAAAUAAACAUUUAGACAUUGAUGGUCUGUUUACAUGUAUUUCAGAAGCUAUUUAUACAAAACAAGUAUAAACUGUAUUUAUAAUUAUAUGACAAUAUUUUAGUUUGACAUUAAUUAUAUUACACAAUUUCUGAUAUAUCACAUGCUUUACUUUUAUUUUCCUGAAUGAAAUAAAUCUGGAUUCUGCCUCUGCUGCCAUUCAUUCACAUUAGACUGGCUUGGAUUUCUACCUGACCAAGAUGGCUGCCAUUCAUURACAUUAGACUGGCUUGGGUUUUCUACCUGACCAAGAUGGCUGCCAUUCAUUCGCAUUAGACUGGCUUGGAUUUCAACCUGACCAAUAUGGCUGCCAUUUUCACCKCCAUUCUGGAACUUUGAGGGUUUAUGACAUAGCCCCUCUAGUAAAUGAAUAGCAUUUCCACAGUGUGGUCCACUAAAAUCUUCCAAAAAUUCAUAAAGCAAGGAACAUUAUGUUGGCUGAUAUACUUCCACAGUGACUACAACCUUUGAACAAUCAAGAUUAAACUCUCCACUGAAUCCAGAAAGGGAAACUGUCAUCUUUGGUGUACAUUUAACAGGUGCCCUUUUAUACUCAACUUUUUUAAAUAAUUGGUCUUGCACAAUAAAAUACUUUAACGUUCCAGUGAA